AUGAACCUACUUGGGAAAGAUCAAGCACUGCUUUGGAUUUGGGCAUGGAUAUUGUGUUCUUGCAGCCCCAUUGGAAUUUACGGACAGUCUUCCACCCGGAAGUCUGCAGCUGAGAAAACUGGUAAAAAAAAUGCAUCACAGAAGUCGUCUAAUGGAAAUCGUAAACUUCGUCCAAUAAAACCAACCCCAUCUCCAAUACAACAAUUUAAAAGUCACAGUGGACAGGUUUGCAGCACAUGGGGAAAUGAUCACUUCAAAACAUUUGAUGGAGAUACCUACAACUUUCCUGGCACAUGCAAUUAUUUAUUUGCCUCCCACUGCAAAAGCAACAAUGAAGACUUCAACAUUCAGAUCCGACGCACUGAGAUAAAGGGCAUCCCUGUUAUAACCGAAAUAACAGCAAUACUAAAAGGAGUGGUGUUGGAAAUAAAAAACAAUACUAUAAUGAUGGAUGGGAUCAUGGUGAAAGAGGUUCCUGCUGAAAAGUCUAGGGUUCAUAUUGGCAAACUCGGCCACAACAUCAAGAUCAAAGUAUCCAAUGAUAUUUCUCUGAUAUGGAACAGAAAAGACAGUCUGCUGCUGAAACUGAACCGUAAAAAAUAUGCAAAGCAAACCUGUGGACUGUGUGGUGAUUUUAGUGGUGUCCGUGGAUUCAAAUUAGAUGGUAAACAGCUCACUCCAGUGCAAUAUGGAAAUUUACAAAAAAUUAGUGGUCCAACUGAAGAGUGUCUAGAUGUGCCUUCUUUCACUCCGAAAUAUUGCAAAGAUAAGGGUGAAAUAUGUAAGAAUAUUCUGACCUCUGCCGCCUUCUCCAAUUGUAACACCAUUCUAGAACCUAUGGAUUACAUAGAUAUGUGUGUGCAGGACCUCUGUCAGUGUGAUGCGAAGGACAAAAUGCUCUGCCUGUGUGGUGCGUUUACUGAAUAUUCACGGCAGUGCACUCACGCUGGUGGAGUCCCUGGGAACUGGAGAACCCCAAAAAUGUGUCCCCAGCCAUGCCCCCCUAAUAUGGUAUACCAAGAAUGUGGCUCCCCUUGCCCCAAUACAUGUUCCAAUACAGAGAGAACCGAGGUUUGUGAAGACCAUGGCACUGAUGGCUGCUUUUGUACUCCAGGAACUGUGCUUGACGACAUAAAUAACAAAGGCUGUAUCCUCCAAGAGGAUUGUUACUGUGUCUAUAACAGUGAGAUUUACUCACCAGGAUCCUCUUUCAGUAAUCCAUGCCGAGAAUGUACUUGUAUCAAAGGAAAAUGGAAGUGUGAAGAGUUUUCCUGCACAGGAAGUUGUUCAGUUGAAGGUGGAUCACAUAUUAGUAGCUUUGAUGGAUUCCGUUACAGUUUUAAUGGGGAUUGCAGCUAUGUACUUGCUAAGCAUGAUGAUUUCACUAUACUUGCCGAUCUACGCAAAUGCGGCGGAUUCGGUAACAAAAAAUCCUGCCUGAGAAAUGUGGUUUUGGUCUUACAAAAGGGGGAAACUGUGCUUACCAUCAGAGAGAAUGGUGUCAUUUUCCUCAACUGGAUGCAAAUUCAGCUGCCCAUCUCAGUUGCAAAUAUUACAGCCUUCUGGUCUACAUCUUUCUACGUAAACAUACACACAACAUUUAAUGCUGUAGUACAAGUCCAGGUUAAACCAGAUAUGCAGGUGUAUGUCACUAUUGGCCCAUCCUAUCAUGGUCAGACUGUCGGAUUGUGUGGAAACUUCAACAACAUCCAGAGCGAUGAUUUUAAGGUUAUUAGUGGGGUCUCUGAAGGGACCGCUGCCGCAUUCGCUAAUUCAUGGAAGAGUAACAGCAACUGUCCCAAUAUCAAGAACAGUUACGAGGACCCAUGUUCUGUGAAUCUGGAGAAGGAAAAAUAUGCACAGCAUUGGUGUGGUCUGCUCACAUCUCCGUCUGGACCGUUCUCCCCUUGCCACUCAAUAGAAAAUCCACUGCCAUAUCAUGCGAAUUGCCUUUCAGACACAUGCAGCUGUAAAGACAGUGAGGAAUGCAUGUGUGCAGCUCUGGGUUCAUAUGCCUAUGCAUGUGCCAAGAAAAGUGUCACCCUCAUUGGGUGGAGAGACAAUGUCUGUGAAAAGUACACCAAAUCUUGCAAAGAUUCCCAGGUAUACCAGUACAAUGUAACACGGUGUCAGCCCACCUGCCGAUCUCGCAGUGAUGGUGACACAACAUUCAACUAUGAAUUUUCUCCGGUGGAUGGAUGUGUGUGCAGAGGAGGAACAUAUCUAAAUGAGAAUGGAGAUUGUGUAAAUUCAAGUUCAUGCCCAUGUUACUACCAAGGCAAUGCCAUGCAAUCUGGAGAAAUGGUUGAAGAGAAUGGAAUUGCGUGUACCUGUGAAAGAGGCCAUCUGACCUGUGUGGGAGCAGUCAUUAAAGAGCCAGUUUGCCCAGACCCACUGGCUUAUUUUAAUUGUUCCGGAGCUCCAAAAGGAACCAAGGGUGUGGAGUGUCAGAAGAGCUGUCAUACAUUGGACAUGGACUGCUUCAGCUCUCAGUGUAUAUCAGGCUGUAUGUGCCCUCCUGGCCUGGUUUCUGAUGGGGAAGGAGGUUGCAUCGGUAAGGAGCAGUGCCCAUGUAUACAUAAUGAAGCUACAUUUAAACCAGGAGACACCAUCUUGAUUGGUUGUAACACAUGCACCUGUAAGGACAGAAGAUGGCAGUGCACUCAUAAACCUUGCCUUGGAACGUGUUCCGUUUAUGGGGAUGGUCAUUACAUCACUUUUGAUGGCAAGCAAUUUACCUUUAGUGGGAGCUGUGAAUACACAUUAGCCCAGGAUAAUUGUGGUGAGAAUGGAGGUCAAAGCUCUUUCAGAGUCAUCUCUGAGAAUGUGCCCUGUGGAACGACUGGCACCACAUGUUCAAAAAACCUCAAGAUGCUUAUUGGAGGUGAAGAGAUUCUUCUUGACAAUGAAAAGAUUGAAGUGAUGAAGAGAAAUGAAAAGAAUACAAUUCCUUAUCAUGUUAUACGCAGAGGCCUAUAUAUGGUGAUAAAAACUAAUAAUGGGGUCAUCCUCAUGUGGGACAACAGGACAACAAUGCACAUCAAGCUUGCUCCUCAUUUCCAGGGUAAAGUCUGUGGCAUUUGUGGUAACUAUGAUGGAAAUGCAAACAAUGAUUUAACUACAAGAAGUCAAUCCGUGGUGGAGAACCUAAUCGAGUUUGGUAACAGCUGGAAAACUGACCCUAACUGUCCAAAUGUGCAUGUUGUCAAUGAUCCAUGUUCUAUCAACCCAUACAGAAAAUCUUGGGCACUGAGGCAGUGUGGAAUAAUUACCAGUGAAGUCUUUAAAUCUUGCCACACUCAGGUUGAUCCUACCAGAUAUUAUGAGUCUUGCAUUAGUGACUCAUGUGCCUGUGAUACCGGUGGGGAUUGUGAAUGCUUUUGUACUACUGUUGCAUUAUAUGCCCAGGCCUGCAGUGAAAAUGGAUUAUGUAUAAACUGGAGGACACCAACUAUAUGUCCCGUGUUUUGCGAUUACUAUAAUGAUGCUGGAGACUGCGAAUGGCAUUAUAAAGCCUGUGGAGAUAAAUGUGUGAAGACUUGCAGAAACCCAGAAGGAGAGUGCCUACAUGAACUUUCAGGCUGUGAAGGCUGCUACCCUAAAUGCCCACCAUCUAGACCCUAUUUUGAUGAAGAUAACAUGAAGUGCGUGGCUCAGUGUGGCUGUGUUGACAAUGGCAUAUUUUAUAAAUACGGAGAUAAAGUACAACGCAGCUGUUAUUCUUGUGUUUGUGCUAAGGAUAAGAUCAGAUGUGAUUAUAAUAUUACAGCUUGUCAGUGCAUUUAUGAAGACAAUAUAUAUUACUAUGAAGAUACCAUUCCAUACCCCAAUGCAGAAGAUAGUAAAUGCAGCCAAAGGAGAUGUGGUGAAGAUGGAAGAAUUGUUACAAUAGCUUUCAAUAACUGCACAACAGUAUCAUCACCGCCCACCAAACAGCCACAAAAAAACAUUACAGCCGCAACGAUGACUACAAUAAAACAUACAACUGGAAGAACGUCUACAGAACAAAUCACUUCAAGGAGAAAUUAUAACACUUCAACAUAUACACAUUCCACAACUACUUCUACAAAAUCUACACUGUUGUAUACUCCACGAACAACACCUAUAAAAUCAACUAGUCAUUCUCCCAGCCCUUUGACAACACAGUCAAUAUUACCAAGUACAAAAAAAGUCUGGAAAACUACAUCAGGCCCAUCUACACAUCCCAUAACUACUUCUACUACAUCUAUAUUGUUAUAUACUCCAUCAACACCUAAAAAAUCAACUAGUCCUUCUCCCAGCCCUUCGACAACAGAGUCAAAAACCCCAAGAACAACAACAGUCUUGAAAACUACAUCAGGCCCAUCUACACAUUCCACAACUACUUCUACUAAAUCUACACUGUUGUAUACUUCAUCAACACCUAAAAAAUCAACUAGUCAUUCUCCCAGCCCUUCAAUAACAGCGUCAAUAACCCCAAGUACAAAAAAAGUCUGGAAAACGACAUCAGGACCAUCUACACAUCCCAUAACUACUUCUACUACGUCUGUAUUGUUAUAUACUCCAUCAACACCUAAAAAAUCAACUAGUCCUUCUCCCAGCCCUUCGACAACAGAGUCAAAAACCCCAAGAACAACAACAGUCUUGAAAACUACAUCAGGCCCAUCUACACAUUCCACAACUACUUCUACUAAAUCUACACUGUUGUAUACUUCAUCAACACCUAAAAAAUCAACUAGUCAUUCUCCCAGCCCUUCGACAACCGAGUCAAAAACCCCAAGAACAACAACAGUCUUGAAAACUACAUCAGGCCCAUCUACACAUUCCACAACUACUUCUACUAAAUCUACACUGUUGUAUACUUCAUCAACACCUAAAAAAUCAACUAGUCAUUCUCCCAGCCCUUCAAUAACAGCGUCAAUAACCCCAAGUACAAAAAAAGUCUGGAAAACUACAUCAGGUCCAUCUACACAUCCCAUAACUACUUCUACUACAUCUAUAUUGUUAUAUACUCCAUCAACACCUAAAAAAUCAACUAGUCCUUUUCCCAGCCCUUCGACAACAGAGUCAAAAACCCCAAGAACAACAACAGUCUUGAAAACUACAUCAGGCCCAUCUACACAUUCCACAACUACUUCUACUAAAUCUACAAUGUUGUAUACUUCAUCAACACCUAAAAAAUCAACUAGUCAUUCUCCCAGCCCUUCAAUAACAGCGUCAAUAACCCAAAGUACAAAAAAAGUCUGGAAAACUACAUCAGGCCCAUCUACACAUCCCAUAACUACUUCUACUACAUCUAUAUUGUUAUAUACUCCAUCAACACCUAAAAAAUCAACUAGUCCUUCUCCCAGCCCUUCGACAACAGAGUCAAAAACCCCAAGAACAACAACAGUCUUGAAAACUACAUCAGGCCCAUCUACACAUUCCACAACUACUUCUACUAAAUCUACACUGUUGUAUACUUCAUCAACACCUAAAAAAUCAACUAGUCAUUCUCCCAGCCCUUCAAUAACAGCGUCAAUAACCCCAAGUACAAAAAAAGUCUGGAAAACGACAUCAGGACCAUCUACACAUCCCAUAACUACUUCUACUACGUCUGUAUUGUUAUAUACUCCAUCAACACCUAAAAAAUCAACUAGUCCUUCUCCCAGCCCUUCGACAACAGAGUCAAAAACCCCAAGAACAACAACAGUCUUGAAAACUACUUCAGGCCCAUCUACACAUUCCACAACUACUUCUACUAAAUCUACACUGUUAUAUACUUCAUCAACACCUAAAAAAUCAACUAGUCCUUCUCCCAGCCCUUCGACAACAGAGUCAAAAACCCCAAGAACAACAACAGUCUUGAAAACUACAUCAGGCCCAUCUACACAUUCCACAACUACUUCUACUAAAUCUACACUGUUGUAUACUUCAUCAACACCUAAAAAAUCAACUAGUCAUUCUCCCAGCCCUUCAAUAACAGCGUCAAUAACCCCAAGUACAAAAAAAGUCUGGAAAACGACAUCAGAACCAUCUACACAUCCCAUAACUACUUCUACUACGUCUGUAUUGUUAUAUACUCCAUCAACACCUAAAAAAUCAACUAGUCCUUCUCCCAGUCCUUCGACAACAGAGUCAAAAACCCCAAGAACAACAACAGUCUUGAAAACUACUUCAGGCCCAUCUACACAUUCCACAACUACUUCUACUAAAUCUACACUGUUGUAUACUUCAUCAACACCUAAAAAAUCAACUAGUCAUUCUCCCAGCCCUUCAAUAACAGCGUCAAUAACCCCAAGUACAAAAAAAGUCUGGAAAACUACAUCAGGCCCAUCUACACAUCCCAUAACUACUUCUACUACAUCUAUAUUGUUAUAUACUCCAUCAACACCUAAAAAAUCAACUAGUCCUUCUCCCAGUCCUUCGACAACAGAGUCAAAAACCCCAAGAACAACAACAGUCUUGAUAACUACAUCAGGCCCAUCUACACAUUCCACAACUACUUCUACUAAAUCUACACUGUUGUAUACUUCAUCAACACCUAAAAAAUCAACUAGUCAUUCUCCCAGCCCUUCAAUAACAGCGUCAAUAACCCCAAGUACAAAAAAAGUCUGGAAAACGACAUCAGGCCCAUCUACACAUCCCAUAACUACUUCUACUACAUCUAUAUUGUUAUAUACUCCAUCAACACCUAAAACAUCAACUAGUCCUUCUCCCAGUCCUUCGACAACAGAGUCAAAAACCCCAAGAACAACAACAGUCUUGAAAACUACAUCAGGCCCAUCUACACAUUCCACAACUACUUCUACUAAAUCUACACUGUUGUAUACUUCAUCAACACCUAAAAAAUCAACUAGUCAUUCUCCCAGCCCUUCAAUAACAGCGUCCAUAACCCCAAGUACAAAAAAAGUCUGGAAAACUACAUCAGGCCCAUCUACACAUCCCAUAACUACUUCUACUACAUCUAUAUUGUUAUAUACUCCAUCAACACCUAAAAAAUCAACUAGUCAUUCUCCCAGCCCUUCGACAACAGAGUCAAAAACCCCAAGAACAACAACAGUCUUGAAAACUACUUCAGGCCCAUCUACACAUUCCACAACUACUUCUACUAAAUCUACACUGUUGUAUACUUCAUCAACACCUAAAAAAUCAACUAGUCAUUCUCCCAGCCCUUCAAUAACAGCGUCAAUAACCCCAAGUACAAAAAAAGUCUGGAAAAUGACAUCAGGACCAUCUACACAUCCCAUAACUACUUCUACUACAUCUGUAUUGUUAUAUACUCCAUCAACACCUAAAAAAUCAACUAGUCCUUCUCCCAGCCCUUCGACAACAGAGUCAAAAACCCCAAGAACAACAACAGUCUUGAAAACUACUUCAGGCCCAUCUACACAUUCCACAACUACUUCUACUAAAUCUACACUGUUGUAUACUUCAUCAACACCUAAAAAAUCAACUAGUCAUUCUCCCAGCCCUUCAAUAACAGCGUCAAUAACCGCAAGUACAAAAAAAGUCUGGAAAACUACAUCAGGCCCAUCUACACAUCCCAUAACUACUUCUACUACAUCUAUAUUGUUAUAUACUCCAUCAACACCUAAAAAAUCAUCUAGUCCUUCUCCCAGCCCUUCGACAACAGAGUCAAAAACCCCAAGAACAACAACAGUCUUGAAAACUACAUCAGGCCCAUCUACACAUUCCACAACUACUUCUACUAAAUCUACACUGUUGUAUACUUCAUCAACACCUAAAAAAUCAACUAGUCAUUCUCCCAGCCCUUCAAUAACAGCGUCAAUAACCCCAAGUACAAAAAAAGUCUGGAAAACGACAUCAGGCCCAUCUACACAUCCCAUAACUACUUCUACUACAUCUAUAUUGUUAUAUACUCCAUCAACACCUAAAAAAUCAACUAGUCCUUCUCCCAGCCCUUCGACAACAGAGUCAAAAACCCCAAGAACAACAACGGUCUUGAAAACUACUUCAGGCCCAUCUACACAUUCCACAACUACUUCUACUAAAUCUACACUGUUGUAUACUUCAUCAACACCUAAAAAAUCAACUAGUCCUUCUCCCAGCCCUUCGACAACAGAAUUAAUAACACUUAGUACCACAACAGUCUUAGAACAUACUACAGGCCCAUCUACACAUUUUACAAUUUUUACUAAACCUGAAACGUCUUAUACUUCACCAACAACACUAUCUACUAGCCCUACUUUUCAAUGCCACUGGACAGACUGGUUUGAUAUGAACCAUCCAACAUCUGAUAAUGAUGGAGGAGAUGAAGAGAACUAUGAAGUUGCAAAAUAUAGAGGAGUAUAUGUUUGCCGUAAUAAAACCCUUAUCAAAGACAUUAAAUGUAGGGCUAGCUCAUAUCCUGACAUUUCCAUUGAAAACCUUCCUCAAAAAGUCACCUGCAAUAUUGAAAAGGGUCUACUUUGCAGAAACCAAGAUAAUCCUGGUCCACUUAACAUGUGCUUGAAUUAUCAAGCAAAAUACUGUUGUGAAGAAAUUAUAACAACUACAUCAGCUGUAACUUCCCCAAGAUCAACAUCUGCCCUUACUUUCAGCAUUUCAACAACAGAAUCAACUAUAUCUACAGCGAGUACUGCUCCACUAAGCAGUCCAAAAUCAAGCACCAGUCUUACAGAAACACCUCAUUUUUGUGUUUAUAAAGGCUUCAGAUAUAAGGUGGGAUCCUCUGUUCCAAAAAAUCCAGAAAGCUGUGAAGAAUGCCAGUGCACAAAAGAAAAGAAUAUUGCAAAAGUAAUGUGCAAAAUAAAAGCGUGCCAGACUAUCUGCUCGCUGGGUUUUACAUACAAACCGGAACCUACAAAGUGUUGUGGAAAAUGUGUACUGAAUACAUGUGUCCUUGAAGCCGCUGAGAUAAUAAAGGGCUAUUCCAUUGGAAAUUCACUAGAACAGUGUUGUCACGAUUGUUCCCAGGAUGUUUGCGCCAUAAAUAACACUGUGUUGAUCAAGCCUGGAAAACAUUGGAACCCGCCUGGUGAUAAGUGCACAUUUUAUGACUGUGACGCAAACAAACUAACAGUCAUAAGAAGAGUGAUGUCUUGUCCAGUGCAAAAAAAUCUAACGUGUCCAGAGGGUAUUAUGGUUAACUUUACAAGCGCAGAUGGAUGCUGCACAAUACAAUACUGUGAACCACGAAAGUGUGAUGUAAUGACAUCAUGGGAGGUUAUCGAAAAUAAUGGGUGCACUGCCAAAGUGAUGUUAACAAACUGUGGAGGUUACUGCAGCUCUAUGUCCAGACACCCCAGUUUCCCUAAGAUGGUUAAACAUGACUGCACCUGCUGCCAGCCGAUAGAUACCACAAUCAAGAAAGUUCAAUUGCUAUGUAAAACUGGAAGGAAAAUAUCAUACAAUUACACCGAUGUUCUCCAGUGUGCAUGUAGGAAAGCAGCCUGUGUUUUCACAGAAUAAAACGACUGGUAUAUGUGAUACAACGAAGACACACUAUUAGACCAGUCCCUGUUAUAAUUAUACUUUGAGAAUUUUUUCUGACACAAAUUAAAUUAUUCUUUAAAACUGUAAUUCCUAUACAAUUACAUAAAUUAAAUAUAAAAAUGUAAUAAGGUAUGAUAAGAGAAUAUAAGCAACUAGUGAAUGUUGAUAUAUGUCACGUGUCAGCACUAUAUGAGCCAUGCAAUAAAUGUAGUAUAUACAGCACUAUAAAAUGAAGGCAGAAAAUUGAUUUGCACAUGGAAAAUUUAUGGUUUCUACACAUUUCUAAUGGUAAUAAACACAUUUUCGUCAAUGCUGAUAUAUUAAUAUAUAUUCUAUUAAAAUU
This is a messenger RNA of Bufo bufo (common toad), 9760 nucleotides long. Its product is annotated as mucin-5AC-like. NCBI's taxonomy places the organism in Eukaryota, Metazoa, Chordata, Amphibia, Anura, Bufonidae. The transcript has 39 exons. Gene Ontology annotation, molecular function: hormone activity. Gene Ontology annotation, cellular component: extracellular matrix; extracellular region. The coding region runs from base 1 to 9393 and encodes 3130 amino acids. The record is from RefSeq and is a predicted model, not a curated record.